AUGAAGCAGGAUGCAUCCAUAUACAAUUCCCACGCUGACAACGUGCCUCAGUUCUCCCUGCCAGGUUUCAGCCCUGAGCCUGAUGGGCUGACCCAGAUUGAGGACGUCAGCAGUGCCAAGGAGGACAGCGACUCCCUCCUGGUGGUCAUCGAAACCCUCUUUGAGAAGAGUGAGGUGGAUGGAAAUGUCUGCCAGGGCCUAAACGUGGGCAGCACAGAGCUGCAGCAGUGGGAGGAGGCUCUGCUCAGCCUGGGGGCAGAGGAGGAGCUACCAGCUCCGGGGCUCAGCCAGAGGCCAGGCGCCAAGGUGACAUCCUGUGUGGAGCAGACACUCCUCAGGGAGGGUGCUGGAAAGAGACUGGGCUUCCCACACUGCCAUGAGGAAAACAGUGCUGUGCCUCAAUUCCAGCGCUGCUGGGCAGCUGGUUCAGCAUUCCCUGCACAGCCCCAGGCAGCAGGCACGUGGGGAGGCCAGGGGGCUGUGGGCUCCGUUCCCCCUGAGGGCAGCUUUGCCCAGCCAGAGCUGCAGGUCCCGUUUAACCCAGCUGGACCAGUGACAGGGACUGUGCUGGGUGUCCCCAUCUCCAGCAGCAAAUCCUCUGCAGCACUUCAGCUGGCAAACCAAGCGUUUCAGGCAGAAGCUACCCCCCCUGCUCCUGUAGAUAACACUCUUCCUCCUGCUCAGAGCCAGCCUGGGUGCCAGCUGGUGGGCUCAAGCUGCUCACCCCCGUUGCACUCAAACAUGUUGGUUACUCUGUGGCACAGUGUCCCCCUCCAGGCAAACCCAGCCACUUGCCCACCGGAGGCUUCGCUGGCCAUAGCUCCAAAACAGCUGGAAGCUGCAGGAGCCUACGUGGAGUCCCAGACUCUGCCAGGUGGCAGUCCUGCGAAUCCCCUGGGGGCUGGGCUGUGGUUGCUGCCCCCCUCCCAAUCUUUUCCUUGCCCUGCCCAGGGCUUGCAUGAGUCCCUGUCCUCUGGGGAUGGGAAGCUCUGUGAUGUGGAAGCUAUUCCCCCUGCACCCUUAGGAGCCAGGCAGCUGCCAGGGCAUGGCAGCUUCCCCAAACAGCCCCUGGUAGCCCAUGUAGACCCCAGCUUUUCCUGGGAGAGGGAGCAGGCAGUGCUCCAAGAGGACAAGCAGUUCCCACAGCUGUGGCUCCCACAGGCUGGGGCAGCUCCUCAGAGGAGCCAUGGGGCAGGGCCAGUGCACCACAGCGGGCUCCAGCACGGAUCCCAGCGCCCACCAGAUGGACUGCAUUGUGCUGUACAAGUGUCAGUAUGGAAACAGCCUUUUUAGGCAUGAGAGCAACUUCCUUGAGGGAUGCUGCUAAAAUACCCCUUCCCCAGCAGCUGGGCACUUUGCCCUGCCCCGCUGAGAACCACCGUGGAGCACCCUGCUCCUCACUGGGCUCAGUUUCAAGCUGCUCAGCAGCUCUCCCUGUGAAGGUGGGUGCAGGAGCCCUCCCAUGC
Molecule: messenger RNA, 1466 nt
Organism: Passer domesticus (house sparrow)
Lineage: Eukaryota; Metazoa; Chordata; Aves; Passeriformes; Passeridae
Exons: 1
Coding region: 1-1293 (430 amino acids)
Source: RefSeq, a predicted model, not a curated record